Molecule: messenger RNA, 1857 nt
Organism: Cladocopium goreaui
Lineage: Eukaryota; Dinophyceae; Suessiales; Symbiodiniaceae
Source: the annotation of a GenBank genome assembly
AUGACAAGCUUGAAAUUGAACCUGCGGGCGGGCGAAGUCGUUGCCGGAAUGGUCGCCCUGCGAGAUGCGUUGCGAAUCGACGUGGCCAAUGCGGAUUCGGGGGCAAGACUGGUCGAUGUGGGGAUCGACGCACCCGGCGGGUUGGAAGCUGGCGUGCAACUCGCAGAAGCUUGCAUGGCGGGCUUGGGGCAUGUGCAGAUUUCCACAGCGAGUAGCGAGCUAGGAGGCGUCCCAGCCGUGGUAGUGCGGACCGAUCAUCCUGUGGCCGCCUGCAUGGCCUCGCAGUACGCAGGCUGGCAGAUUGCCACGGACGACUACUUCGCCAUGGGCUCCGGUCCGAUGCGGGCAGCCGCAGGCUCUGAGGAAAUUUUUGAAUCGAUCGGCCAUCGCGAGCAGCCAACUUCGGUCGUGGGAAUCCUCGAGACCUCCAAACGCCCCACCGACGCUGUCGUGGACUACAUUGCUUCACGAUGCGACGUGAAACCACAAGACGUCACCCUGCUGUUCGCCCCCACGGCCAGCCAGGCUGGAACCGUGCAGAUUGUCGCUCGCAUUGUCGAGACUGCACUGCACAAGAUGCACGAGUUGGGCUUCGAUCUUCACCGAGUCGAAAGUGGCUGGGGCUGUGCACCGCUGCCGGCGGUGGGCAAGAACGAUCUCGAGGGAAUUGGCCGCACCAACGACGCCAUUCUGUAUGGCGGUCGGGCCGUGUUAUGGGUGCGUGGUGAUGACGAGUCAAUCGAAGCGCUGGGGCCCAAGAUUCCGAGCUGUGCCUCCAAGGAUUUCGGCCGCCCUUUUCUCGAAAUCUUCAAGUCCUACGAUCACGACUUCUACAAGAUUGAUCCUCACUUGUUCAGCCCUGCUGUGGUCACGCUGUGCAACCUGGACUCGGGCCGAUCAUUUCAGUUCGGCCAGCUUCGGCCUGAUGUUUUGACGGCAAAAACUCCCGCGAAGCUCCGCUUGCGAAUCGCUGUACUUGCUUCGCCGCAAAGUUGGUAUCUGCAAGACCUGCGUCGCGCGGCAGAGACCGGCGGCGAAGAGAUUGUGCAGGUCGACUACGCGCGUCUGGCGGCCGAUGUAACCACCGGGAAAACCAUUGUUCGCGCCGGUGAAAUUGACCUGGCCGACUUCGAUUGCGUCGUACCACGAACCAUGCCGCCGGGCUCACUCGAGGAAGUCAUCUUGCGAAUGGACUUGCUGGGCUGUUUGGAAGCCGCCGGGCAGUUGAUCAUCAACCCACCGCGGGCGAUUGAAGUGGCCGUCGAUAAGUUCUUGGCCACUGCCAAACUACAAGCAGCGGGCUUGCCCGUGCCUGCGACGAUCGUCUGCCAGACGGUUGAUCAAGCCUUCGACGCCAUGGAAAGACUUGGGGGCGAUGUGGUCGUCAAACCGCUGUUCGGGUCUGAAGGUCGGGGGCUUGCUCGCGUGAGUGAUCCCGCGAUUGGUGAGCGCGUGUUUCGCGCGCUUUUACAAAUUUCAUCCGUACUGUACCUGCAACGUUUCGUGCGGCACGACGGCAGUGACUUACGCGUGUUGCUGAUUGGCAAUCAACCUUUCGCCAUCAAGCGUCGCCAUCCCACCGACUGGCGAACAAACAUCGCACGAGGCGGAGAAGCGGUUGCCGUCGAUUGCACGUCACCGGAGAUGGAUCUCCCGAUCGAGAUGGCCCACAAGGCGGCCGCUGCGGUGGGGGCUUCUCUCGCCGGAGUUGACUUGCUGCGAGCCCCAGAUGGCUCGUGGCUCGUCUUGGAAGUGAACGCUGUCCCGGGGUGGAAAGCCCUGAGUGCGACCUUGGAAAUUGACGUCGCCCGGGUCGUCCUCGAUGAGAUCGGACGAAGAUCCCGAUCUAACGUGUGA